Racocetra fulgida is the source of this 644-nucleotide messenger RNA. NCBI's taxonomy places the organism in Eukaryota, Fungi, Glomeromycota, Glomeromycetes, Diversisporales, Gigasporaceae. The record is from the annotation of a GenBank genome assembly.
CUUCUCAAAAUGAUAAUAAACUAGUUAAAAGAAAAAAGCAAACAAAUGUUAGCCAAUACUUGUAUCAUCCAUUACCUGAUAAUAUUCAGCAACAAUUUGAGCAACAUAUAAUUCGUGGAACAGUAGCAAGUGGAUUACCAUUUAAAUGGAUACAGGAUGAAGAUAUUGUAGCUGCUUUUAAGCUUAUUAAUCCUACAAUUAAAUUACCUUCACGUCACAAAUUAAGUGGAUCUAUUCUAAAAAAAGAAUAUAAAAAAGUUCUUGAAAUGAGUCAAUUACGAGGCAAAAUUAUGCAAGAACGCAAGUUAAAAUCUAUUGAAAAAGCAGCAAGACAAAUUCACAAUCCACAUAUCGUAUUACCGAUAGUUUCUGAUUCAGAAGAAAACUAUUCAUCUCAAGAUUCGGAUUUGGAACUUGAUCAAGUUGAUGAUAAUAGAACUAAUAAUGAUAUUCAUUGGGAGGAAGUAGUUGCGAAUUGGUUAAUGCUUUUAAAAAAUGAGCAGUUUGAAGAAGAUUUGGAUUUGACGGAAAUAGAUGAAACAGUUCAUCCUGCCACUAGCCAAGAAGCUAAAUGGCCUUUAUUACAAAUUUUUCAAGAUAAUAUUGAGCAACCCGAUUCAUAUAAUUUGUUAUUGGGAAAUUAA